AUGCCAGACUUUACUUCAGAGAGCACUACCAUUUCCAAAACGGGCUUCAAGAAGGCAGUGGCUAAAACUCAAAAUGAGGCAGGCAAAAAGCGCAAGAAAAGCCGCAAAGGCAACUAUUCUAUUUACAUCUACAAGGUGCUGAAGCAGGUUCACCCCCACACUGAAAUCUCUUCCAAGGCUAUCAGUAUUAUGAAUUCUUUUGUUACUGACAAUUUUGAGCGCAUUGCCAACGAGGCUUCCCGCCUGGCGCAUUAUGACAAGUGCUCAACCAUCACCUCCAGGGAGAUCCAGAUGGCCGUGCGCCUGCUGCUGCCCGGGUAA
Messenger RNA from Saimiri boliviensis boliviensis (Bolivian squirrel monkey), 321 nucleotides. Its product is annotated as histone H2B type 1-A-like. Gene Ontology annotation, molecular function: protein heterodimerization activity; DNA binding; structural constituent of chromatin. NCBI's taxonomy places the organism in Eukaryota, Metazoa, Chordata, Mammalia, Primates, Cebidae. Gene Ontology annotation, cellular component: nucleosome. The record is from RefSeq and is a predicted model, not a curated record.